This is a messenger RNA of Lutzomyia longipalpis, 1761 nucleotides long. RefSeq names its product cytochrome b-c1 complex subunit 8 (gene UQCR-Q). The coding region runs from base 582 to 1517 and encodes 311 amino acids. NCBI's taxonomy places the organism in Eukaryota, Metazoa, Arthropoda, Insecta, Diptera, Psychodidae. Gene Ontology annotation, biological process: mitochondrial electron transport, ubiquinol to cytochrome c; mitotic sister chromatid segregation. The record is from RefSeq and is a predicted model, not a curated record. Gene Ontology annotation, cellular component: spindle midzone; chromosome, centromeric region; chromosome passenger complex. The transcript has 6 exons.
GCAAAAUUCUUCACAUAACCUCACAACCAAGUUUUCUUGCAAGUUCCUCAGCGAGGAUAGUGAAUCAGGAAGAUGGGAAAGCACUUCGGUGAAUUGGCCAAAGUUCGUGGGAUUGUUACCUACAAAUUGUCCCCCUUUGAGCAGAGGGCAUUCGCUGGUGUUAUCUCUCAUGGAAUCCCGAAUACAUUGAGGAGGAUUCGUUCCAGCAUCUUCCGUGUUGUACCCCCAUUCAUCAUUGGCUACAUUGUGUACGAUGCUGUGGAAAGUCGCCAUACCCAGCUGAGCCGUAAGAAUCCAAAGGACUACGAGAAUGAUGUGUAGAGAAUGAAUGAAAAUCAUAAAAAAUAAAUAAAUUAUGUAGAAAAGAUGGCAUUGGAAGCAAAUCGUCUGCUAAACAAUCUUAUCUUGCAAAUGUUUUGCUUUUGAGACUUCUCUUUCUAACCUUUUACAAACAAACUAUAGUUGGCCUUGUCGCGCACUGUCAAAAAGACGAAUUUUCAUUUCAUAAAACGGACAAACGGCAAAGCGUUGAAUUUUCUCUCAUUUUUCUUUUGUGGAAAAUUAAAGCCUCUAGUGCCACAAUGCCACGGACAAAAGUCUCGAAGAAUCCCAAGAGGAAUCGGGAGCAAGCUCAGGAUGAUGCUCUGUUGAAUUAUCUCCGGGAAUAUGAUGAAUACGUUGAAGCGGAAUUUGCGGCUUUGGAGAACAAGCACACGGAGAAUAUUCAGCGGAUUGAGAGGGAGACCCAGGAGAUCCUUUCUCUUAUUUCCGAAGAAAUUCUCAAUAUGAAAAUUGGGGACAUCAAAGCCAUGACUGCUUCAAAUCUUGCAGAAGUCUUCCAACUUCUUCAGGUAAACGUCGCUGAAACAUUGAGUUCAACGCGAGAGGCGAAUUCCGUACGAAAGCGGAAGCAAUCCAAGGAGGAUGAAGGUUACCUUACAGAGGGACGUACUUCCGAGAAUACCACGACUGUGGCUCCAACUUCCGCAAUUCGCGGACCAUUGUCCGCAGCACGUGCCAAGAUGCGACGCAGCAAGUCAACAGGGAUGAUUCCCAGCGUCCCACGUAUGCCACCGAGUCGCCUAAAGCCACCGACGCCACUCAAGGGCCCCCUUGUGCCGCAAACGGAGCACAAAUCAAGAUCAGCCUAUCGGACUCCAUUGACUGCUCCGCAGCGCAUCAAGUCAUCUAGUGCUGAUCGCAUUGAUAAAAUCAUGCCCAAGAUGCCGAUUGAUGAAUCGCUGGCCCUACUGCGCUACCCACGUGUCGGUGAGACGCUCGUCUCAUUGACUGGGAGUCCCGUAGUUGGGUUUUCGGGCAGUAUGGAACCCACGGCGAGUGUGAACAUUCCCACAAAUGACGGAGUAUUGUCCCUCCGUCCCACGGCAUCGUCAAACUUCGAUGCACAGAUGAUCAGUCAAAUUGAUCCGGAAACUUAUCAGAAUCUUCAGCAAUUGCAGAAAAAUCUGGCCAUGAUUGUGGAAAUGGGCAAGAAGAGUAUUGCCGCCAAAAAAUAAUUCAAUCGUUUUGCGCGCGCGAAAACUUCAUCAAUCAUUUGAAAUUUUCAUACUUAUUUUAUUAAUUUUUAUCUGGAUUAAUUCCACUUUUAGCCGGAUUGCUUUUGAGCUCCCAACAUUGCCCUGAAUCUCGGCCUUUAUAAAUUAUUUUUGUUUUGAUUCUCUGAAAUCUUGUUUAGAUCUUGAGAGUAAAUUUUUUUGUAAUGAAUUGGAGUAAAAAAUAAAAACAGAGAUGAAUUGAAAA